CAGGCGAGCGCGCGCCUCUGCCCUGCUGCUCUCGGUUGAGACCAUCGGCUCGGCUACAUGCACCUCGUGCUCGCUGCUCCCUUUUCACCGCGGCCGGGUGAUUCCGACCCGAGGGCGUGAACCCUGAGGACAGGGAGGACACCCAGUGAAAUGCAUUCCUGACCUGAUUGGACCAGAGAAACAAAAAAAAUAUCCAGAUCUCUCAGCCCUGUUGUGCAGGUGGAUGUCACAUUCAAACGCUCAAGAUGGCAGCCACUGACCUAUCCUCAAUAUGGGCUCUGCCUGCACAGGACUCUGCCUGUUUCUAUAUGAGAAAUACUAAGGGGGAAAGGAUAGUGCCAGGAUUCCCAGCAACUUGGUUACAGGGACCAAUGUCUUUUAAAGAUGUGGCUGUGGAGUUCACCCAGGAGGAGUGGAUGAUGCUGGACUCUGCUCAGAGAAGUAUGUACAGAGAUGUGAUGUUGGAAAACUAUAUAAAUCUCACCUUAGUGGAAUAUCAAUUAUGCAAGCCUGUGAUCUCCCUGUUGGGUCAAGAAGACAUAAGAACUGUGACAAGCAGAAUUCCCCAAGGCACCUGUCCAGACUGGGAGAUUCAAUUCAAAACCAAAGAGUCAACUUCUAAUCAGAAUAUUUUGGGUGAAAAAUCAUCUGGUGGCAUGAAAAUAAUAAGAUUCACAAUGGAUGAUUGGUCUUCUACAUUAAAAGAAGACUGGGAAUGUGGUAGAAUCAGAAAACAGCACAAGAUCCCAGAGGGAAUUUUGAGGCAAGUGACAUUUACUCAAAAGAAGACAGCAUCUCAGGAGAGAUUGUUUGACUAUCAUGAAUUAGAGGAAAACUCUAAACUUAGAUCAACACUUGUUUUUUCAAGGAGAGUUUCUACCAGUAAACAUUGCCAUAAAUGUUACUUAAAUAUUAAGUGUUUGAAGCAUAAUCCAAUCCUAAACAAUUUUGAAAAUAUCUCUGUAAGUGAGAGGCUCUGUGAAAGUCAUGAAUUUGACAGAACUCUGUGGCAUCUUGAAAGAACUCAAAUAGCACAGAGAGUGUACACAUAUUGCAAAUGUGAUACACACUUCAAACAUAAUAAUAUGCUUCCUAUAUGCAACAAUUUUCUCAUGGUGGCGAAUUCCUAUGAAUGUAAUAAAAACAAAAUCUUUUGUCAUCAUUCAUUCCUUGAGCAACAGGAGCAAACUCCUACUGAAGAGAAACAUGAAUGUAAUCAGUGUGGAAAAACUUUCAAAAGGAUUUCUAAUCUUAUUUUGCACAAGAGAAGUCACACGAGUGAGAAACAAUAUGAAUGUAAAGAAUGUGGGAAAGUCUUCAAUGAUUCCUCAACCCUAAGGAGACAUGUAAGAACUCACACUGGUGAGAAACCUUAUGAAUGUAAUCAGUGUGGAAAAGCUUUCAGUCAAAAAACAUCUCUUAAGGUUCAUGUGAGAACUCACACUGGAGAGAAACCUUAUGAGUGUAAUCAUUGUGGAAAAUCCUUUGGCACAAGUUCUUACCUUAUAGUGCACAAGAGAAUACACAGUGGGGAGAAACGCUAUGAAUGUGAUGACUGUGGAAAAGCCUUCAACACAAGCUCUCACCUUAAAGUUCACAAGAAAAUACACACUGGAGAGAAUCUUUAUGAAUGCACUGACUGUGGGAAGGUUUUUAGUGGUCUCUCAUCUCUUAGAAUGCAUGUGAGAACUCAUACAGGGGAGAAACCCUACGAAUGUAAGAAAUGUAGGAAAACCUUCAGUGUUUCCUCUUCUCUUAGAAGACAUGUGAGAACUCACACUGGAGAGAAACCCUAUGAAUGUAUUCAAUGUGGAAAAACCUUCAGUCAGAGUUCCUCACUUAUUAUACAUAAGAGAAUUCAUACUGGAAGAGAAACCCUGUAACAGUUAAGAAUGUGAGGUUGCCUUUUUCAUUGUCUUAAGGUGGAUUUCACGGUCAUUGUUUCAGUGUUUGUUCUCUAAAAUAAGCAUUUGAGGCUAUCAAUAGUCCUAUAAACACACCUUUAGCUAUAUAACACAUUUUGGUCUAUGAUAAUUUGUUUUGUUUUAAAUCUAAGUGUUGUCUGAUAUCCACUAUGACAUUAAGUCUUUUUUGAUCCAUAAAUGUUUAAAAUCAUGUAUCUUUAAUAUGUUUGCAGUUACCUUAUUGAUUUUUAAGUAAUUGUAUUAAGUUUAAAGUAUCUGAACUAUAUGAUACUACUUUACUAGCAUUUUCUUGAGAGUUGCUUUCUGGCCUGGUGUUACAGAUAUUGCUAGUAGCCAAAUGAAUAUUCACUUCAUCCCUCCCGACUGGCAAUCCUAUUUUAGCUUAUAUCAACACGUCUAAUUAUAGAACUCUUUUCAGCAGCUUUGCUGCCAUGCGGAGCCAUUCCCCUCAUUCCUGGUGAAUCAAAUAUAGACAGUAUUACUGGG
Messenger RNA from Bubalus bubalis (water buffalo), 2411 nucleotides. It is a transcript of the gene ZNF891, whose product is annotated as zinc finger protein 891. Gene Ontology annotation, molecular function: DNA-binding transcription repressor activity, RNA polymerase II-specific. The transcript is spliced from 2 exons. The record is from RefSeq and is a predicted model, not a curated record. Bases 246 to 1883 code for a protein of 545 amino acids. NCBI's taxonomy places the organism in Eukaryota, Metazoa, Chordata, Mammalia, Artiodactyla, Bovidae. Gene Ontology annotation, biological process: negative regulation of transcription by RNA polymerase II.